Messenger RNA from Euleptes europaea (tarantolino), 2038 nucleotides. It is a transcript of the gene ANO10, whose product is annotated as anoctamin 10. The transcript has 12 exons. Gene Ontology annotation, cellular component: plasma membrane. The record is from RefSeq and is a predicted model, not a curated record. Bases 7 to 1935 code for a protein of 642 amino acids. Gene Ontology annotation, biological process: chloride transmembrane transport. Lineage: Eukaryota; Metazoa; Chordata; Lepidosauria; Squamata; Sphaerodactylidae. Gene Ontology annotation, molecular function: chloride channel activity.
CAAAAGAUGAAGAUAAGCUGGUCUGCGUAUGACACAUUUGAGGCUAAUUUCAAACCUUUGGUGGUCAUCGAGCUUGCAGAAAACACCAAAGAUGAAACCAAAGAAUGGCUGACACAAAAGAUUGUGGAGAAGAAGAAAAAUGGAGGAGCGCAACUUCUGAUUAAACCUUUGGUGGAAGAUGGGAACCAGAACAUAUAUCUUGUUGGAGCAUCUCACUUGAGGCUGCUUCUGGGAGCUGAAACAGUGGGACUAGUGAAAGAAUGUAAUGAUAAUACAAUGAGAGCCUUUACAUAUAGCAGUAGAAAAACCUUCAAAAAUUUUGCAGAAGACAAUCAUGAUUUCCUUACAAUGGCAGAGUGUCAGUACAUCAUCAAACACGAACUUGAAAACCUGAGAGCCAAAGAUGAAAAGAUGAUCCCUGGUUACCCGCAGGCAAAGCUUUAUCCAGGAAAAUCAGUUGUGAGAAGGCUUCUAACCAAUGGUAUCUUAGUUCAUAUUUUUCCACUUCAUGAACCAGAAGAAUUAAAGAAACUUGGGCACACAUGGUAUGGCCAGCUGAGAAUUAGGUACCAGCCUUUAGAUGAAAUUCGCUUCUACUUUGGUGAAACAAUAGCUUUCUACUUUGCCUUUUUGGAGUAUUUCACAUUUGCUUUGAUUCCAAUGGCUGUCAUUGGGAUUCCUUAUUAUUUCUUUGCAUGGGAAGAUUAUGACAAGUACGUGAUGUUUGCAACCUUCAAUCUGCUUUGGUCUACGGUUAUCCUGGAAGUUUGGAAGCGUUGCUGCGCUGUGAUGGCUUACAGGUGGGGGACACUGUUGAUGAAGCGACAGUUUGAAGAACCCAGGCCAGGGUUUCAUGGUGUUUUGGGCAUCAACCCUGUGACCGGGAGAGAGGAGCCACUGUACUCUAGCUUCAAAAGACAGUUACGAAUAUAUUUAGUCUCCUUACCGUUUGUGUGCCUUUGCCUCUACGUCGCACUUUACGUCAUGAUGAUUUACUUUGACUUGGAAGAACAAGCAUAUUUAUAUCAUGAAGAGAAACAAUCCGAAAUAAGCAGCUUGCUGUUAUAUGUGCCUAGCAUAAUUUAUGCCAUUGUGAUUGAAGUUCUAAAUCGCCUCUAUCAAUAUGCUGCAGAGUUCUUAACCUCAUGGGAAAACCAUAGAUUGGAAUCUUCAUAUCAGAAUCACCUAAUUCUGAAAGUCUUGGUGUUCAACUUUUUUAACUGUUUUGCCUCUUUAUUCUACAUCGCUUUUGUCAUGUUUGAUAUGAAACUUUUGAGACAGAGCUUGGCAACUUUGCUGAUAACUUCACAAAUCCUUAACCAAUGUGUAGAAUCCAUACUCCCUUACUGUCUCCAAAAGAGACGGAAUAAGAGGGUUAAAAAAAGGGUGAAGUCAUUAGAAAUAGAUACCGACUUGUCUGUAUUUGAGCAAGUUAAUCUGGAAAAAGAAAUGGAUACCUACUUGGGUACUUUUGAUGACUAUUUGGAGCUGUUCUUACAGUUUGGCUACGUGAGUCUCUUUUCAUGCGUCUACCCUUUAGCAGCCGUUUUUGCAGUGUUAAACAACGUCACAGAGAUGUAUUCCGAUGCCUUGAAAAUGUGCAGCAUCUUCAAACGACCAUUUUCAGAGCCCACAGCAAAUAUUGGUGUAUGGCAGCUUGCUUUUGAAACAAUGACUGUUAUAUCGGUAAUUACCAAUUGUGUCCUGAUUGGCUUGUCGCCCCAAGUAAAUGCACUUUUUCCAGACUCAAAAACUGAACUUAUCCUGAUUGUGGUGUUGGCAGAGCAUUUAAUGCUGGCAAUAAAGUUUCUCAUGGCAUUUGCGAUCCCUGAUAAGCCACAAGAUAUUCGGAUAAAAUUGGGAAGGCUAGAAUUUGAAUCGCUGGAGGCACUCAAACAGCAGCAAAUGAAGCUCGCAACAGAGUCCCUGAAAUAAGAAACACGCUGAGAUGAUAUCCUAAGCAUCUGCUGAAGAAUAGUAAGAUUUUACAAGUAUUAAUGUCAAGAAAUGCCUGGUUACUACAUUUCAACACUCCAUC